ACGAAAAUGCAAAGGGUCCUAUAUGCCUAGUGUGCGCGUAGCUUCAGCCUCAAUCGCCACAUUACUCAAAGCCUGCAAAACCCAGUUCCGUCUUGAACAAAUCCACGCCCAGAUCAUCCACAAGGGUCUAGAGCAAGACCACUUCCUCAUCACCCAAUUCAUCUGCCUCUCCAACGCUCUCUCCUCCCUCCCUUACUCCACCGCCGUCUUCCGCCGCGUCAACAACCCCAGCAGCCAUCUCUGGAACUCACUACUCAAAGGCCACUGCGAAAGAUCCAGUUUUUCCGCCACCGUCUCUCUCUUCAUUCGCAUGAAGAGGGAGGAUGGCGCGGCGGAUGAGUACACGUACCCGUCGGUUGUGAAGGCCUGUGCCGGCGAGGGAAGGGUCCGGGAGGGAAGGGCGGUUCAUGGGUCGGCGGUGAGGUGUGGGGUUGAUGGGAAUGUGUUUGUGGGGACUAGCUUGGUUGACUUGUAUGGCAAAUGUAGGGAGGUUGUGUGUGCACGGAAGGUGUUUGAUGGAAUGUGUGAGAGAAAUGUGGUGUCUUGGACUGCUAUGGUUGUUGGGUAUGCCGGUGUUGGGGAUAUGGUGGGGGCGAGUAAGGUGUUCGGUGAAAUGCCGGAGAGGAAUGCUGUGUCGUGGAAUGUGGUUAUUAGUGGGUUUGUUAGGUUGGGUGAUUUGGGGAAUGCGAGGAGGGUGUUUGAGGAGAUGCCGGGGAAAGAUGUGGUUUCUUUUACUACUAUGAUUGAUGGAUAUGCAAAGUCCGGGGAUAUGGCUUCGGCCAGGUUUUUGUUUGAGCAGGCUCCCGUUAAGGAUAUUGUUAUGUGGUCGGCGUUGAUAUCGGGGUAUGCUCAAAAUGGUUUUCCCAAUCAGGCUGUGAAAAUAUUUCUUGAGAUGAGUAGUAGGAAUGUGGAACCUGAUGAGUUUAUAAUGGUGAGCUUGAUGUCAGCUUGCUCCCAAGUGGGUUGCUUGGAAUUGGCUGAAUGGGUUGAUUCGUAUCUGAGCAAUAGCUCAAUCGAUAUUCGACAGCCUCAUGUUCUUGCGGCUCUGAUUGACAUGAAUGCAAAGUGUGGGAAUAUGGAAAGAGCAACGAGUUUGUUUGAAAACAUGCCAAAACGGGACCUAAUUUCGUAUUGUUCAAUGAUACAAGGGUUGUCUAUUCACGGCCGAGGGAAUCAAGCUGUUGCCCUUUUCAAUAGGAUGUUAAGUGAAGGUUUGGCUCCAGAUGAGGUAGCUUUUACAGUGAUCCUGACAGCUUGUAGCCGUUCCGAGCUUGUUGAGGAGGGUCGGCAUUUCUUUGAAUUAAUGAGACAUAAAUACAGUAUGGUUCCCACUCCUGAUCACUAUGCAUGCAUGGUUGAUCUUCUUAGCCGGUCAGGAUGGUUAGAAGAAGCUUAUGAGCUUCUACAAUCAAUGCCUGUGGAACCUCAUGCUGGUGCUUGGGGUGCACUACUUGGUGCAUGUAAGCUACAUUGCAAUGUUGAGUUUGGGGAGUUGGUUGCUAAUCGACUCUUUGUGCUUGAACCAAAAAGUGCUGGUAGUUAUGUGCUCCUCUCCGACAUAUAUGCUGCAUUCCACCGCUGGUUGGAUGUUUCUGUUGUGAGGAACAAAAUGCAGGAGAGAGGCCUUAAAAAGAUACCUGGUAUCAGUUCAAUUUAGUUUAGAAGACUGAGCUUCUUGGCAACUCUCUUUAUCCAUUGCCCUGGAAUUAAUACAAAUCAGCAUCAAGUUCUUUGAGGUCUAUAUUGUGGAGUUGGAGUUGAUUUAUACAAUUUAGUUGGACUCCCAGUUUAUUGGUGCUCCAGGAACCAAACUGCAGGCACUGCCUUAUACGCCACUCUUAGAGAUGCAUUUCUCACAUGUCAAAGGAUGGGUGAAGACAAUCUGGUUGCAAAUAUCUUGUUACCUGAAAUUAGAGAAUGGCGACUUGAAUGGUUCUCACUCUUGAAAUAAACUUGUACUCAUGUGCCUUGAAAACAUGAAGUUUGGCUAUGUAACAUAAAAUGAAAUGUGCUUGAAUAUUGAAAGCCACUUCUGAUGAAUUGAGAUCAUUUGUUCAUUCUUUUCAAUGAUACUGGCAGUAAAUAAUAGUUAGGGUGAGUUGGGUUU
Molecule: messenger RNA, 2107 nt
Organism: Rosa chinensis
Lineage: Eukaryota; Viridiplantae; Streptophyta; Magnoliopsida; Rosales; Rosaceae
Product: putative pentatricopeptide repeat-containing protein At5g37570
Exons: 1
Coding region: 23-1657 (544 amino acids)
Biological process (GO): RNA modification
Molecular function (GO): protein binding; RNA binding
Source: RefSeq, a predicted model, not a curated record